AUGGAUGCUCCCAACACAGAAGCCAAGACGCUCUAUAGCGCCGGGCGGGAUAGUCUCGCACGUUAUCAAAGCUCUCAUUCUCUCCACGAUCUCGAUGAUGCUGUUGGUAAACUGCAGCGGGCCAUCGAGCUCGCGCCUGAUGAAAGCACGAAGGCUGCGUACCUGUCAUAUCUCAAUAACUUGCUGUCAAUGCGCUUCAUGGCCAAAGGCGACGUUGCAGACAUUAACUCCGCCGUGGACUCUGGUAUUGCUGCUGUUGAAGCCGUACCAGAUACUUCGACGGAGAAACCCGCGUUGCUGGCAAACCUGGGGAACGCAUUGCGCCAGCGGUUCAGUCGUCUGGGCGAUAUUUCCGACGUGGAUCGCGCCGUUGAGGCAUACCGCCGUGCUUUCGAACUCGCUCAGUAUGAGGAUGAACGUCUACCUUAUUUCAUAUUGAACUUCGGGUUGACGCUACGCACGCGCUUCGACGUGACCGGGCGUUUAGGGGACCUGGAAAUGGCAAUCAGCUCGAUAAGACAAUCCCUGGUCUCCAUUCCUCCGGAGAGUAUACACCAUGCAACAUGCCUCAACAACCUUGGUCUUUGCCUGAUGCGUCUCUUUGAACGCUCCUUGGAUCCUCAAGAUAUCGACGAGGCCGUGGAGAAGUGCAAACUCGCAGUUCAGCAGACGCUAGAUGAAGACCUGCGCAAGAGUGCCCGCUGGCACACCCUGGCCAUGGCACUUGAUGCUCGUUCAACGUGGUUGAAUCUUAACGACAUUGAAGACCUCGAUGCUGCCGUAUAUGCAGCCGAACGAGCGGUCUCCGCUUUACCCAAUGGUGCCAUUGAGAAACCCACGUGUUUGAAUACGCUGUGCCUAGCCCUCAGACGGCGCUUACAGACGACGCAUCGGAGGAGCGAUAUGGACGACAUGAUUAGCGCGCAACAGAAGGCAGUUCAGCUCUGCCCGGGUGAUAGCCCGCGGAGGGCGAUGUUUCUGGAUACCUUUGGGAUCGUAUUGCUCGAUAAGUAUCGUGAAACGCACGACGUCGCUAUCCUUGACGCUGCUGUGAACGCUGCGCAACAGGCGGUCGAAUACUCGACUGCGGCAGACUCUCACCAGGGCUGGCGCCUGUUCCAUAUGGCCAUCGCGCUCGAAGAGCGAUUCUACCUUUCGAAGCAGCGCGCAGACAUUGACUUGGCCAUCAGUGUCACUGUAUCCGCCAUAAACACCGUCCUUCCUGAGGAUGUUUUUCGCGGGACAAGCUUUCAGCUCCUCGCGCACCUGCUCUACUUCAAGCAUGAUAUUUUGGGCGAUCCGCUAGAUGUCGAUACAAUGAUCACUGCUCUUGAGGUGGUCGCAAGGUCACCCGGUACAGCAAGAGCUCGAUUCAUUGGGGCCCAAUCGUGGGCUACUGCCUUGAGAGAUCAUCGCGGACUUACGGCUUCCGUGGAUGCGUGGAAACUUGUGAUAGAACUGAUACCAUCGCUCUUGUGGAUAGGAGCCCGGGUCGAAGAUGAUCACACCGUACAUUUCUUACAGGUUGUGGAGCAAACAUUGCCGGGGGCUAUCGAGGCGGCUUUGGCGAGUGACGACGGUGCAGUCAUUGGAUAUGCAGUCGAAUGGCUCGAGGAAGGCAGAUCCAUUGUAUGGGGACAAUACGAUGAUCUACGAGCCCCGCUUGACCUCAUACGCGAGUCCGACGCCCGCUUGGCUGAGGAGUUGGAGAUGGUGUCAAAACGAUUGGCUAGUUUUGAUGUCGACGAGAGUCCCAUUCCCAGUUCGGGCAUACAAUCUCUCUCCUUACUCGAUCCAGCACGCGCGGAUACUGGCCCGGCACGGCGGGCGCUUGCUCAAAAGUUUGAGCGUCUAGUGAAUCAGGCUCGCCAAUUGCCACGAUGCGCCGGCUUUCUUCACCAGAAGUCUCUCGCCGACCUUCAACCUGCAGGAACUCAUACGCCCAUUGUCAUGCUCCAACAGCACGACACAUUUUGCCGAGUCGUUGUACAACUACCUCCUGGUAGCCAAUUCUAUUCCUUCGAAGUUCCGUUCACGCUCCAGAUGGCCGAGCGAGCUCGAGACGCGGUGCACGGUUCCCUCCAGACUGCACCUAUUCGCGGGGGGAGUCGGGCGUCGUUCAAUGUCUCGACGACCACAUCUCAGCGGCGAUGUAUAUUCGAAAGAGCGUUGCGAGUAAUAUGGAUCGAGCUCGUACGGCCGAUCUUGGACAGGAUCAAACCUCGUUUGAAAUCUGCAUCGCCGGGUGAAUUGCCACGGGUUACCUGGUCGCCUACAGGGAUACUGGCCUUCCUGCCGUUUCAUGCUGCAGGUGAUUACGUUGGCGAGACGCCCGAGGCCAUCUAUGAUCGUGUCGUGUCGUCGUACACGCCCAACCUCACCGUGCUCGUGAAUGGCGUACAGAGGCAAAAGUCCGGGCUCAAUGACUUGUCUGCCAAACCCACGCCUCGGAUAUUGGGCAUCUCUCAGCCCGAUACUCCCGGUCAACCGAGCCUACCCGGCACUCGGGUUGAGAUCCAGAAGCUGGCGGAGACGACCUCAAAUCUCACAUGGUUGGAUGGCGAGACCGCCACGCGCCGUACUGUACUGGAGCACAUGAAGCAACACGCCUGGGUGCAUCUGGCGUGUCACGGCGUACAAGAUCCCAAGCGCUUCACAGACAGCGCUUUCAUGCUGCAUGACGGCCCUCUGCGUCUCAAAGACAUCAUGGCGCAGUCGUUUCAGCACACCCAAUUCGCGUUUCUGUCAGCCUGUCAGACCGCCACGGGAGACCGACGCUUCCCCAACGAGAAUCUGCAUCUUGCUGCGGGACUGCUGCACGCGGGGUUCGGUAGUGUAUGCUCCACGAUGUGGUCGAUACAGGACGAGGACGGGCCGGUCGUAUCGGAACAGUUCUACGCGUCGCUAUUCGGCGAUGGCGGCGACGUUCAGCGGUCGGCGUAUGCUUUGCAUAAAGCGGUUGCACAUCUGCGGGAGCGUGUGGGCGUGAAGGAGUUCGUGCGAUGGGUUCCUUUCAUACACUUUGGCCUCUGA
Molecule: messenger RNA, 3033 nt
Organism: Peniophora sp. CBMAI 1063
Lineage: Eukaryota; Fungi; Basidiomycota; Agaricomycetes; Russulales; Peniophoraceae
Source: the annotation of a GenBank genome assembly